GGCCAUGGUGGGGCAGAGGUUGGGAAGAUGGCGUGGCGAGGCUUGUCGCAGAGAGGUUGGGGCUGUGGUCCGGCGUGGGCUCCACCGGCGGGCGGCCGCAGCUGCGAGGAGCUCACUGCGGCCCUGGCUCAGCCGCGGCUGCUCGGGCGCAGGUUUAACUUUUUUAUUCAGCAAAAAUGUGGAUUCAGAAAAGCACCCAGGAAGGUUGAACCUCGAAGAUCAGACACAGGAACAAGUAGUGAAGCAUACAAGAGAAGUGCUUUGAUUCCUCCUGUAGAAGAAACAGCCUUUUAUCCUUCUCCCUAUCCUAUAAGGACUCUUGUAAAGCCUUUGUUUUUUACUGUUGGGUUUACAGGCUGUGCAUUUGGAUCAGCUGCCAUUUGGCAAUAUGAAUCACUGAAAUCCAGGGUCCAGAGUUAUUUUGAUGGUAUAAAAGCUGAUUGGUUGGAUAGCAUAAGACCACAGAAGGAAGGAGACUUCAGAAAGGAGAUUAACAAGUGGUGGAAUAACCUAAGUGAUGGCCAGCGGACUGUGACAGGUAUCAUAGCUGCAAAUGUUUUUGUAUUUUGUUUGUGGAGAGUACCUUCUCUACAGCGGACGAUGAUCAGAUAUUUCACAUCCAGUCCAGCCUCAAAGGUCCUUUGUUCUCCAAUGUUGCUGUCAACAUUCAGUCAUUUCUCCUUGUUUCACAUGGCAGCAAAUAUGUAUGUCUUGUGGAGCUUCUCCUCCAGCAUAGUGAACAUCCUCGGUCAGGAGCAGUUCAUGGCAGUGUACUUAUCUGCAGGUGUUAUUUCGAAUUUUGUUAGUUACGUGUGUAAAGUUGCCACAGGAAGAUAUGGACCAUCACUUGGUGCAUCGGGCGCAAUCAUGACUGUCCUUGCAGCUGUCUGCACUAAGAUCCCAGAAGGGAGGCUCGCCAUUAUCUUCCUUCCAAUGUUCACGUUCACGGCAGGGAAUGCCCUAAAAGCCAUUAUUGCCAUGGAUACAGCAGGAAUGAUCCUGGGAUGGAAAUUUUUUGAUCAUGCAGCACAUCUUGGGGGAGCUCUCUUUGGAAUAUGGUAUAUUACUUAUGGUCAUGAACUCAUUUGGAAGAACAGGGAGCCUCUAGUGAAAAUUUGGCAUGAAAUGAGGACUAACGGCCCCAAAAAAGGAGGUGGCUCUAAGUAAAACUGGGGUUGGACAAUACUGGUACGACUGGUCCAUGCUGCCUGAAGCCUAGGAAUGCAUCGGCCCUGGAGUGACCACAUCUUUGCUCCUGCCUGGAAGACACUGAGCAUCUAGCUUUCCCAGUAUUUUAAACUAUGUCCCCAGUACAUGUCUCAUUAGAAAAUGAAUUAUGACAAAGUUGUGAAAUAAAGGUUUAUAUCUCUAGUUUGUAAA
Messenger RNA from Mesoplodon densirostris (Blainville's beaked whale), 1380 nucleotides. RefSeq names its product presenilin associated rhomboid like (gene PARL). The transcript has 10 exons. Gene Ontology annotation, molecular function: serine-type endopeptidase activity. The coding region runs from base 28 to 1167 and encodes 379 amino acids. The record is from RefSeq and is a predicted model, not a curated record. Lineage: Eukaryota; Metazoa; Chordata; Mammalia; Artiodactyla; Ziphiidae. Gene Ontology annotation, cellular component: membrane.